Ophidiomyces ophidiicola is the source of this 789-nucleotide messenger RNA. RefSeq lists its product as uncharacterized. The record is from RefSeq and is a predicted model, not a curated record. Gene Ontology annotation, biological process: proteolysis. NCBI's taxonomy places the organism in Eukaryota, Fungi, Ascomycota, Eurotiomycetes, Onygenales, Onygenaceae. The coding region runs from base 1 to 789 and encodes 262 amino acids. The transcript is spliced from 3 exons. Gene Ontology annotation, molecular function: serine-type endopeptidase activity.
AUGGCGCCCGUCCUCGCAUUUGUCGUGACGUUGUUGAUGGCUGCUGUCUCUAUGGCAGCAUCACUCCCGCGACACGAGCCCCAUCGUCAAAUUAAGAGAGUUGUCGGCGGGGAGUUUGCCCCUAAUGGCAUGUACCGUUCGACAGUCCAUGUUUCGUUCAUGGCCGGCAGAAGAUGUGGUGGAGUCUUGAUAUCUCAAAACGCCGUUCUCACCGCCGGUCACUGUGUUUCCUAUAACGAGACGCUUGCCCUUUCAAUCUUUGCAGGAUCUCACGUUUGGAACCAUUCCAAAGCUCUAUCUGUUGUUACUGGUAUUAUACAUUACUCCGACUUUAAUAAACCUCAAUAUCAUAACGACAUCGCAAUAUUAAAGUUGGGAAUUCCAAUUCCAGAGAGCGAAUUUGUUAGUCAUGCCAAGGUAGGGAAGGACGAGGUUUCUGGCGACGCCAGGGUGACAGCAGUAGGCUGGGGUUCUACAACAAAUGCUACGGGGCCUGGUGUUGAGAAAUUGCGGCGUGUCCAUCUUUCCGUUAUGGAUCAGGAUAAAUGUGCGCAGGCUUUCAAAAACCAGACUGAGUCUCCUCUCAAAGUUGUUGGGAAGACCAUGAUUUGUGCUGGAGAAAAAGGCAAGGGGUCUUGUGCCGGAGACGACGGUAGCCCCUUGUAUGCCUGGGGGACAGAUACGGUGGUUGGGAUUGCCUCCCUGGGUCCUACGUGCGGUUCAGACCAAGCUCCGGCUAUAUACACCCGGCUUUCGCAGUAUACCCUUUGGAUUUCUCGAAACAUGUAA